Molecule: messenger RNA, 1320 nt
Organism: Rotaria socialis
Lineage: Eukaryota; Metazoa; Rotifera; Eurotatoria; Philodinida; Philodinidae
Source: the annotation of a GenBank genome assembly
AUGGUUUCAAUUGUUUUUCAUUGCUUGACUUUCUUUUUUCUUAGUUCGUUAGUAGUAGAAGUAAACUCUCAAAUAUGCCAGGAAGUAUCUCAAUAUGGUCGCUGCUCGUCAAAUAGUGCAUGUGGCUGUCUUCAUAUGGAAGGUGCUUCGAAUAUUGGUAUUUGUGGCUUUCAGUGGGUUACAUGCUCUGAUUUAGUUCCAUGCGAAGAAACAAAUAAUUAUUGUGGACAAUCUGACCAUAUCUGUGUUCAUCAUCCUCGAUGUCAUGAACGUCCUCUUUGUUUUCCAGUAUCAAUGAUGGAUGCAAAACUUUGUCCACCAAUGAACGUAGCAAACACUACUUCUUCAACUGCAAUGCCAACUACUACUCGGAAACCUGCAUUCGUUCCAUUACGAGCAAGUACUAUCGAAAUUCUUCCAAACGCACAGUGGAAGCAAAAUGGUAUCACUUUAACCGAACAAUAUCUGCUAGUCAAUGGAACCAAUAACACCAAUGGAAUAUUCGCCCCAAUGGGUGUGUUUGUUGAUGAUGAACAAACGGUGUAUGUUACUGAUCCAAAUAAUGGUCAAGUUAUGAAAUUCGUAUUAGGUGCAACAAGUGGUCAAAUAGUGGCUGGUGGAAAUGGGAAAGGUAUUGGGGCUCAUCAAUUGAAUGGCCCAUCGGAUGUAAUUGUCGACAAAGAAACAAAUAGUCUCAUUAUAUGUGAUAAUUCGAAUAAAAGAGUGGUUCGAUGGCCUCGUGUAAAUGGAAUACGUGGAGAAACAAUUAUAUCAAACGUCAGUUGCCAUGGUUUGACAAUGGACGAGAGUGGAUCUCUCUAUGUCGUUGGUUAUGACACAGCUGAAGUAAGACUGUAUCGGAAAGGUGAAUCUCAAGGCAGUAUAGUGGCAGGUGGAAACGGACGUGGAAAUCGUCUCGAUCAACUUGAUUGGCCACAAUAUAUAUUCGUCGAUCGAGAUCGUUCAAUUUACGUAUCUGAAUGGUACAAUCAUCGUGUAACAAAAUGGGUAGAAGGUGCGAAACAAGGCAUUGUCGUGGCUGGCGGUAACGGGCAAGGAAACAGCCUUAAACAAUUUGCAGGUCCUGAAGGUGUUCUUGUUGAUCAAUCAGGCGGUGUCUACGUGGCUGAUGGAUUCAAUGGUCGAGUCGUACGUUGGGCCAAAGGCGCCACACAGGGUACUAUUAUUGCCGGUGGAAAUGGUCAAGGAACAUCAUCGAACCAAGUCAGUCAUCCCUAUGGUAUAGCGUUCGAUCGAUACGGCAAUCUUUAUGUUGUCGAUCAAUGGAAUCAUCGAGUACAAAAAUUCAGUAUUGCUUGA